AUGGAAGGAGGCGGAGGAGGCGGAGGAGGCGGAGGCGGCGCCGGCGUCGGAGGGUGCCUGGGUCUGGGCCACGGCGGGGAGGCGCAGAUCAAGGGCACGCACACGCACGGCGGCCGCUACGUGCAGUACAACGUGUACGGCAACCUCCUCGAGGUCUCCGCCAAGUACGUCCCGCCCAUCCGCCCCGUCGGCCGCGGCGCCUGCGGCAUCAUCUGUGCUGCUGUCAAUGCGCAGACUCGCGAGGAGGUGGCCAUCAAGAAGAUCGGCAACGCGUUCGACAAUCAGAUCGACGCAAAGCGCACUCUCCGAGAGAUUAAGUUGCUUAGGCACAUGAAGCAUGAAAAUGUUAUUUCAAUAAAGGACAUCAUACGCCCACCUAGGAGGGAGAACUUCAACGAUGUUUAUAUUGUUUACGAGUUGAUGGACACUGAUCUUCACCGCCUUCUACGAUCAAACCAGCCACUAACUGAUGAUCAUUGUCAGAAUCUUGCAUCCUGUGUGUGUAUAGCGCCUGAGCUCCUGCUCAACUGCUCAGAAUAUACUCAGGCUAUUGAUAUGUGGUCGGUAGGCUGCAUCUUCGGUGAAAUGGUUACAAGAGAGCCUUUGUUUCCUGGAAAGGAUUAUGUUCAUCAGCUUUUGCUAAUAACUGAGAUACGUGAGGUCCUUCCUCAACACCCCAAGCAACAAUUCCGUGUACGGUUCCCUACUAUGUCUAGUGGUGCCAUGGAUUUGCUUGAGAGGAUGCUCGUGUUUGAUCCGAGCAAGAGGAUUACUGUUGAUGAGGCUCUAUGCCACCCAUACUUGGCGUCCCUUCAUGAGAUAAACGACGAACCUGUGUGCCCAGUGCCUUUCAGCUUCGACUUCGAGCAGCCAUCGCUCACCGAAGAAGAUAUCAAGGAGCUCAUCUGGAGGGAGUCUCUCAAGUUCAACCCUGACCCAAUCCACUAA
Molecule: messenger RNA, 948 nt
Organism: Miscanthus lutarioriparius
Lineage: Eukaryota; Viridiplantae; Streptophyta; Magnoliopsida; Poales; Poaceae
Source: the annotation of a GenBank genome assembly